Messenger RNA from Geodia barretti, 1440 nucleotides. NCBI's taxonomy places the organism in Eukaryota, Metazoa, Porifera, Demospongiae, Tetractinellida, Geodiidae. The record is from the annotation of a GenBank genome assembly.
AUGGAAGAAAAGUGCGUGGAUGAAGACGCGCAAAACAUGUCUUCUCCACCUCCCCAGCCAAGUCCCCCGACUCCCCGCGCUGGUGUUGCUCCACUCCAGGACCCUCUCCCUCCUGGCUACGAGUAUGACUUCGUCACCAAGCCUCCCGACCAUUUCUUCUGCGCCGUGUCCAUGGAGCUACUGCUCGACCCGCAGCAAACCGAAUGCUGCGGACAUCACUUCGCCUCGGCCAUCGCCGAGCGCCUCAAGAGAGAGAAGAGCCCGUGCCCCAUGUGCAAGGAGCCGCUCACCACCCAUCCGGACAAGUUCCACCGGCGCAGCGUGAACGAGACUGAGGUUCGCUGUCUCUACAGAGCCCCGGGCGGCUGCCAGUGGGUGGGUCAGCUGGGAAACCUCCGCUACCACGUCGCCGGUUGCCCGAAACAACCGUGGACGUGUGUCUACUGCAACCACACCGGGUAUAAGGAGGAAGAAGGGGAACACAACGAAACAUGUGACCAACUCCCUGUGCCUUGUCCCAAUGGGUGUGAGGUGGGGGCUGUUCCUCGUUGCCAGCUGGACCAACACAGGUUAGUGUGUCUCUCUGAGGAGGUGGCCUGCGAGUAUGCCGCCCUCGGCUGCACGAAGCGUCUCCGCCGUAGGGACGUAGGAGGACACAUGGAAGAGGGUAAAAUGGAGCAUCUCGUCAACAUGUGUGCGGCAAACCUCACCCUCACGCGGCAGCUGAAGGAGAAACUGGACGAAAAGGAUGCAGAAAUUGUCCAGCUCCAGUCCCAGCUAGCUGCGAUGGAGGGAGAGCUGAAGAGGAGCAUUGGAAGCCUCAGGGAGUCAACCAGCAGCAAACUGGCAGAAGUGGAGCAAAAACUAGCGUCUGAGGUGAAGGUGCAUGUAUCACGAACGGAAAACUCCCUCACUGGUUCUGUCGGCACCCUCCGGUCCUCCCUCCUCGACCUCCAACGACAGUUAGAUGCCACCCCCUGCACCAUCCCUCCUGUCGAGUUUGUCGUGACCAACUUUGAGGCCCUGAAGAACCAUCAGUUGGAGUGGCGGAGUCCGCCAUUUCACACACACCAGGGAGGCUACAAGAUGUGUCUCGGUAUCUCCCCCUAUGGUGUACUGAGAGGGUACGGAACCCACGUCUCACUCAGACUGUACAAGAUGCUCGAUUCGCACAGCGACCAGCUUCCCUGGGAUGUCCGCACACGGCUCUGCGUCCACGCUCAGAACCAGAGCACAGGGACGUGGGAACACGAGUACGUGAACGAGAGCGUGCGCUCCAAGCCGGAGGAGAGUUGCGUGGGCUCCAGUGCAGAGUACAACUACAUCCGACACGCAGAGUUGAAACAUUACGUCAGAAACAACCAGAUGAAAAUCAGGGUGACCACUCUCGACAUAAGCCCCGACAUUUCUUCCACAUCUACUACCCCACAUAGACGUUGA